Mercurialis annua (annual mercury) is the source of this 2651-nucleotide messenger RNA. RefSeq names its product exocyst complex component EXO70B1. The record is from RefSeq and is a predicted model, not a curated record. Gene Ontology annotation, cellular component: exocyst. The transcript has a single exon. Lineage: Eukaryota; Viridiplantae; Streptophyta; Magnoliopsida; Malpighiales; Euphorbiaceae. Gene Ontology annotation, biological process: exocytosis. Gene Ontology annotation, molecular function: phosphatidylinositol-4,5-bisphosphate binding. The coding region runs from base 478 to 2424 and encodes 648 amino acids.
CACCACAAGCACCACCUUGUUUCUCACUCGUUUUGCAUCAAGACCAAGUCAAUUUCCCAAUCAUUCAUGUCAAAUCAAUUUCAGCCUGUGAAUCUCAGGAAGCUAUCACAGGCUGAAGCCCAAUUACAAGACCGGCCCAUUUGAGCCCAAAUAAAACAGUAAAAAAUAUGAAAAUCCUUAAGUAGAAGACAGUAAGUGUAGUAAAAGAGUAUAGUAAUAAAUAAGGAAAGACAGCAAGUGUUUACCAUACUUUCCUAAACACUUCUCCUUCUUCGUCUUCGUCUUCUUCAUCAACCAUUAAGCCGGCCAAGCCAACAUUUUUUUAAUUUCCUCUGCUUUGCAGAAAAAUGAUUAGAAAUUUAUCAAAAACUCCAAAAAUCUUCUAAAAUAUUUAAUCCCUGUCUAACUCUUAAAAAAGUCGGCUCUAAAUUAUCACUUACUCAAAACCCUAGCAGAAAAAUAGCGAACCAUAAAGAAAUGGCCACCACGACAACCACCAGUCUCGGUGGUGCCGGCGCCGACGAUCGAGUCAUGGCGACAGCUCAGCAGAUCGUGAAAAGUCUCAACACGUCGAAGAAUGUUCGAGAAGAUAUGCUUCUGAUCUUAUCAAGCUUUGAUAACCGUUUAUCGAACAUAACUGAUUUAAUCAGUGACGAAUCUAGUUUUCCACAGUCGCGACUUGAUGCUGCUGAACAGGUAAUUUUGAACCGUUAUGAUUCUUCACUGCCGUGGGAUGAUGCGCCUGAUCAAGCGGAGGAGUACAUGACAGCCGUCGAUGAGAUUCUUGAUCUUUUAGAUGAUUUAUCUAUACGGUCUGACAAUGAUGUUAUUGACCGAGCGGAGAGUGCUGUUCAGGUUGCUAUGUCUAAGUUAGAGGAUGAGUUUCGUCAUAUUUUGAUUCGGAGUACUAUUCCGCUCGACGCUGAGCGACUGUACGGAUCUAUUCGGAGGAGAGUUUCGCUCUCUUUCGUGUCGAAUGUAGACGGUAUUGAUGAUGAGCAGCUCUCGAAUUUAGAGGAUGUUAUUGUUGAUAGUAGUGAAAGUCAAAGGUGUUAUCACGAGCGUGGACCGAGUUUGAGUGGUGUUGAUUUGUCUGUCGAUUUGAUUAGUGGUGAAGCUGUUGAGAGUUUGAAAGGGAUUGCGGAACGGAUGAUUAGGUCUAGAUAUGAGAAGGAGUGUGUUCAGGUUUAUUGUAAUGUUCGACGGGAUGCUUUGGAUGAGUGUUUGGCUAUUUUGGGUGUUGAGAAGUUGAGCAUUGAAGAGGUUCAGAAGAUUGAUUGGAGAAGUUUAGAUGAGAAAAUGAAGAAAUGGAUUCAGGCUAUUAAGAUUUGUGUUAGGGUUCUUUUGACUGGUGAGAAAGGGCUUUGUGACCAGAUUUUUAGUGGGUCUGAUUCUGCUAAAGAGAUUUGCUUUAAUGAGACGGCUAAAGGGUGUAUUAUGCAGUUGUUGAAUUUCGGGGCGGCUGUGUCUAUUGCGCGGAGAUCCUCCGAGAAGUUGUUUAGAAUUUUGGAUAUGUAUGAUGCACUGGCUGAUGUUUUGCUCGACUUGGAAGAAAUGGUUUCGGAUCAGUUUGUGAUUAGUGAAGCAAGGGACGUAUUGGCUGGAUUGGGAGAGGCUGCUAAAGGAACUUUUGUUGAGUUUGAGAAUGCCGUGAAGGGCGAGACUUCUAAGAAGCCUAUGCUUAACGGAGAGAUCCAUCCGCUCACUCGGUAUGUGAUGAAUUAUGUUAAAUUGCUUGUGGAUUAUAGUGGUACACUUAAUUCUCUUUUGGAAGAUGAUGAGAAUGAUUCCAAUGAUUUACAAAAUGAUGAUGUGGAGAAUACCACUCCCAUAGCAAGGAGAUUGCUGGCCUUAUUAUCAACUUUGGAGUCUAAUCUUGAGGAGAAAUCUAGACUCUAUGAGGAUGGUGCUUUGCAGUAUAUAUUUCUGAUGAAUAAUAUCCUCUACUUAGAGCAGAAAGUUAAGGAUUCGGAACUUAUAAAUCUUGUUGGGGAUCAGUGGGUUCGCAAACGCCGGGGUCAAGUACGCCAGUAUGCUACGGCUUAUCUAAGAGCUGCUUGGAGUAAGGCUUUAUCUUGUUUGAAGGAUGAAGGCAUUGGCGGGAGCUCCAGUAAUAACGCAUCUAAAGUGGCUUUGAAAGACAGGUUCAAGAAUUUCAAUGCGUGCUUUGAGGAUAUCUAUAGGAUUCAGACAGGUUGGAAAGUUCCAUAUCCUCAGCUUCGCGAGGAGCUUCGAAUUUCUAUAUCGGAAAAAGUUCUACCGGCUUACCGUGCAUUUUUGGGGAGGUUUGGGAGUCAGCUAGAGAGUGGGAGGCAUUCCGGGAAAUAUAUAAAGUACACGGCUGAUGAUUUGGAGAACUUUUUACUGGAUUUGUUUGAAGGGACACCUCUUGUUCUUCACCACCUGAGAAGAAAAAAUUCAUAGGAAAAAGGCUUGUAACAGGUAUGUGCGCCCAUACUCAUCAAGGAAUAGAAUGGAUAAACUCCAUCUGUUUAAUGUAUCUGAAUGUCGUUUGUAUUUUGCUGGUGUAAUGUUUUAAACACAGGUUUCUGAUAUAGUUAAACAGUACUUCUUUGAUAUAUUAUGUUAAUCUUUGUACAUGUAUCAUAGACUCUAGUUUUUCUAAUUUUGAUCUUGUCUCGAUUCAUCUA